Messenger RNA from Myotis brandtii (Brandt's bat), 3800 nucleotides. RefSeq names its product multiple EGF-like-domains 11 (gene MEGF11). The transcript has 24 exons. Gene Ontology annotation, molecular function: protein binding. Gene Ontology annotation, cellular component: membrane. Bases 74 to 3133 code for a protein of 1019 amino acids. The record is from RefSeq and is a predicted model, not a curated record. NCBI's taxonomy places the organism in Eukaryota, Metazoa, Chordata, Mammalia, Chiroptera, Vespertilionidae.
UGGACUGCAUCUUCUUCAGGGAUCUUCUGAGCUGUACUCUAGAUGUUUUUCCAAGCCACUGAGAAGACCCGGGAUGGCACGCUCAGGGGCAGGGCUCAUUGUCUUCUCCCUCCUGCAAACUGUCCUCUCUCUGAACCCCGAGGACCCCAACGUGUGCAGCCACUGGGAGAGCUACGCCGUGACUGUCCAAGAAUCAUACGCACACCCCUUUGACCAGAUCUACUACACACGAUGCACAGACAUCCUCAACUGGUUCAAGUGCACCAGGCACAGGAUCAGCUAUAAGACGGCGUAUCGGCGUGGCCUCCGGACCAUGUACCGGCGGAGGUCCCAGUGCUGCCCUGGCUACUACGAGAAUGGAGACUUCUGCAUACCCCUGUGUACGGAGGAGUGCGUGCACGGCCGCUGUGUUUCCCCCGACACCUGCCACUGUGAGCCUGGCUGGGGAGGACCCGACUGCUCCAGCGGCUGCGACAGCGACCACUGGGGCCCCCAUUGCAGCAACCGGUGCCAGUGCCAGAACGGCGCCCUGUGCAACCCCAUCACCGGCGCCUGCGUGUGUGCCCCUUGCCGCCACGGCGCCAGCUGUGACCCGCGCACCGGCGAGUGCCUCUGCGCUCCCGGCUACACGGGUGUCUACUGCGAGGAGCUGUGCCCACCUGGGAGCCACGGGGCUCACUGUGAGCUGCGCUGCCCCUGCCAGAAUGGGGGCACCUGCCACCACAUCACUGGAGAGUGUGCCUGCCCCCCAGGAUGGACGGGAGCAGUGUGUGCCCAGCCUUGCCCACCAGGGACGUUUGGCCAGAACUGCAGCCAGGACUGUCCUUGCCACCAUGGAGGACAGUGUGACCACGUGACUGGGCAGUGCCACUGCACAGCGGGAUACAUGGGGGACAGGUGCCAAGAGGAAUGCCCCUUCGGGACCUUCGGCUUCCAGUGCUCACAGCACUGCGACUGCCACAACGGGGGCCAGUGCUCACCCAGCACCGGUGCCUGCGAGUGUGAGCCGGGCUACAAAGGCCCACGCUGCCAGGAGCGGCUGUGCCCCGAGGGCCUGCACGGCCCAGGCUGCACCUUGCCCUGCCCCUGUGAUGCUGACAACACCAUCAGCUGCCACCCAGUAACUGGAGCGUGCACCUGCCAGCCCGGCUGGUCUGGCCACCACUGCAACGAGUCCUGCCCCGCUGGCUACUAUGGCGACGGCUGCCAGCUGCCUUGCGCCUGUCAGAAUGGCGCCGACUGCCACAGCAUCACUGGGAGCUGCACCUGUGCCCCAGGCUUCAUGGGAGAGGUCUGUGCAGUUCCCUGUGCAGCAGGGACCUACGGCCCCAACUGUUCAUCUGUUUGUAGCUGUAACAACGGUGGCACCUGCUCCCCAGUAGACGGCUCCUGUACCUGCAAGGAAGGGUGGCAGGGCCUCGACUGCACCCUGCCCUGUCCCGGCGGGACAUGGGGUCUGAACUGCAACGAGAGCUGCACCUGCGCCAACGGGGCGGCCUGCAGCCCCACAGACGGCGCCUGCGCCUGCACCCCCGGCUGGCUGGGAGACACCUGUGAGCUGCCCUGCCCGGAUGGCACAUUUGGGCCAAACUGCAGUGAGCGCUGUGACUGCAGCCACGCCGAUGGCUGCGAUCCUGUGACCGGCCACUGCUGCUGCCUGGCGGGAUGGACAGGCAUCCGCUGUGACAGCACGUGUCCACCUGGUCGCUGGGGCCCCAACUGCUCCGUCUCCUGCAGCUGCGAGAACGGCGGCUCCUGCUCCCCAGAGGAUGGGAGCUGCGAGUGUGCCCCUGGCUUCCGAGGACCCUUAUGCCAGAGAAUCUGCCCCCCUGGGUUCUAUGGCCACAGCUGCGCCCAGCCGUGCCCCCUCUGCGUGCACAGCAGCGGGCCCUGCCACCACGUCAGCGGCGUCUGUGAGUGCCUCCCCGGAUUCUCCGGAGCCCUGUGCAACCAAGUAUGUGCUGGAGGGCGCUUUGGGCAGGACUGUGCCCAGCUCUGCUCCUGUGCCAACAAUGGGACCUGCAGCCCCAUCGAUGGCUCCUGCCAGUGCUUCCCUGGAUGGAUUGGCAAGGACUGCUCACAGGCUUGCCCACCUGGGUUCUGGGGCCCUGCCUGCUUCCACACAUGCAGUUGCCACAACGGGGCGCGCUGCAGCGCGGAGGAUGGGGCCUGCCACUGCACCCCAGGCUGGACCGGACUCUUCUGCACGCAGCGCUGCCCAGCAGCAUUUUAUGGGAAGGACUGUGGGCGCGUGUGCCAGUGUCAGAAUGGUGCCAGCUGUGACCACAUCAGCGGCAAGUGCACCUGCCGCACAGGCUUCACCGGGAAACACUGCGAGCAGAGAUGUGCCCCAGGAACCUUUGGCUAUGGCUGUCAGCAGCUAUGUGAGUGCAUGAACAAUGCGACCUGUGACCACGUCACUGGCACCUGUUAUUGCAGCUCUGGAUUCAAAGGAAUCAGGUGUGACCAAGCCGCCCUCAUGAUGGAGGAGCUGAAUCCCUACACCAAGAUCAGCCCAGCGCUGGGUGCAGAGCGGCACUCGGUGGGUGCUGUCACAGGCAUUGUCCUCCUGUUGUUCCUCAUUGUGAUGCUGCUGGGCCUUUUUGCCUGGCGCCGACGCCGGCAGAAAGAGAAGGACCGCGACCUGGCUCCCCGCGUCUCCUACACACCUGCCAUGAGGAUGACCAGCACUGACUACUCCCUCUCAGGUGCUUGUGGAAUGGAUAGACGUCAAAACACAUACAUUAUGGACAAAGGCUUCAAAGAUUACAUGAAAGAAUCCGUGUGCAGUUCUAGCACUUGUUCCUUGAACAGCAGUGAAAACCCUUACGCCACAAUUAAGGACCCACCCAUCCUCAGCUGCAAGCUUCCAGAAAGCAGCUAUGUAGAAAUGAAGUCACCUGUGCACAGGGGGUCUCCGUACACAGAUGUGCCAUCCUUGUCGACAUCUAAUAAAAAUAUAUAUGAAGUUGAGCCCACAGUCAGUGUGGUCCAAGAAGGCCGUGGUCCCAACUCCAGCUAUUUCCAGAAUCCAUACGACCUACCUAGGAACAGCCAUAUUCCUGGUCAUUAUGACCUCCUCCCAGAAAGACUGAGUCCUGCCAAUGAGCCCUCCCAGGACAAGCAGUCUUAAGAGGGAUAAGCUUCUCUCUUGCAAUGUGCUCUGCUGAAUAUUCUCUGACUCUGAAAGAAGACAAUCCCCUGACCUGAAAUAAUGGUACAGACUGACUUCAGCUGCGUGUUAGUUAUUACUUUCACCUGGAACUAAAGAAGAGCUUCCAAGUGGGACUGGGGUAAUUGCUCAAAAGGUCUGUUUGCAAAGGUAAAUCCUAUCACCCACCCAACCCCCAAUGGAUUACAUGAUCUUUUAAAACAUUUAAGAUACAGCUACUCAUCAACAUCAGCUAAAUAUAGCUAACUAUAUUUAUUUAUAUAUUUAAUUAUCUGAAACAUGAUGCUUAAAGAGCAUGUAGAAUAGGUUUUAUAAACCUUCCUAGGAGGAAAGGGGGACUGGGGAGGGGAGAGGAUUAAUUUAAAAUACCUAAAAUGUACUAGUAUAUGUACUUUUGGUUGCUGUUACCAUCAACAUCUGUUUGAUUACCUAAGAUAAUUAGUACAUAGACAAAAAACUGUGCUAAUAUCAAUCCUAAAGUACCUGUACAUAUAUGUCUGGUCUAUCAAAUUACAAUGGCCAAGAUUACAGAUUAUUAUGUAGUCUAAUGCUAACAACUUCAAUUUUUUAAAAUAAGAUUUAAAUAAACACAAAUUAUGUGUAGCACUGAACCUGGCUUAACAUCUCA